Molecule: messenger RNA, 1632 nt
Organism: Haliotis rufescens (red abalone)
Lineage: Eukaryota; Metazoa; Mollusca; Gastropoda; Lepetellida; Haliotidae
Exons: 3
Coding region: 1-1632 (543 amino acids)
Source: RefSeq, a predicted model, not a curated record
AUGGUUAAUGCCUUGCUGGAUGAUGCCAGCACGCAUACUUACAUCAACGAGGAUGUAGCAGCAGAACUUGGUGUUCAAGGUCAGACACAGCAAGUGUCAGUCAAUGUCCUCAAUGACAAACAGGAAAUAUUUGAUAGUAUGCUAAUUGAUAUCGGCUUAGAAAGUACUGAUGGUUCAGUUGACAUGAACAUCACAGCUUUGACAACUACCAAGAAUGAUCUAUUCGAGAUCUUGCUGCGGUUUCGCAAACAUCCUGUUGCAAUCAUUUGCGAUAUUGCUGAAAAGUACCUUCAAAUUGAAGUCGCUCAGGAUGACCGUCCAUAUCUAAGGUUUCUUUGGAGGUCAAUGGAUCUGAACAAAAAGCCAGAUGUGUUUGAGUUCUCAAAGGUUGUAUUUGGACUAAAUUGUUCCCCCUUUUUAGCUCAGUUUAUCACUCAGGAACAUGCUAAGUCCAUGGAGAAAGAACUUCCAUUGGCUGCAGCAACCGUGGAAAAGUCAACAUAUAUGGAUGACAAUAUGGAUUCCGUUGACACAAAUAGUAAAGCUAUAGAGCUUUACAAACAGCUGCAACAGCUGUGGAGUACAGCAGGUAUGCACGCUCGUAAGUGGGUUUCCAAUUCCGUUCAAGUUCUCCAAGAAAUACCAGAAGAGGAUAGAUUGAAAGAGAUUAAUAUUCAAAUGAGUGAAUUGCCAUCUGUAAAAGCACUGGGCUUACUGUGGAAUGCAGAAUCAGAUGAGUUUAGGUUUUCUUUCAUGUCCUUAAAGCAGGAUAUCAAGAUGACUAAGAGGAACUUCUUGAAAGAAACUGCUAAGCUGUUUGAUCCUCUUGGGUUCUUAGGUCCAUUCAUCAUUAGGGCAAGGGUUCUUCUGCAAGAAAUGUGGAUAUCCGGUGUUAACUGGGAUGAAACCCUCAGUCCAGGUCUGGAACAAAAAGCAUGGUCAUGGUACCUUGAAAUUGAAAAGUUGUGUUCUGUUAAAAUUCCAAGGGGGCUUGAGGUUAGCUUAGAUACUUCAAAGAUGAAGUUGCACACAUUUGUAGAUGCUUCAGAGGCAGCAUUUGGAGCUGUGGUAUAUUUAGUAACCACUCGUGAAGAUGACACAAAGUCGAGUUAUCUAGUUGCUUCAAAGUGCCAUGUUGCUCCCCUCAAGGCAGUUAGUAUGCCUCGAUUGGAGCUGCUUGCGGCAGUUCUGGGUGUACGACUGUUACUGGCUAUAACAAAGGCAUUAGAAUUACCUUUGCAGCGUGCAACGCUAUGGUCAGACAGCCAGAACGUACUGUGGUGGAUCAAAAGACAGAGUCGGUGUUUUAAGCCAUUUGUAGCAAAUAGGAUUGGAUACAUACAGGAGCAUACAAACAUCAGUCAGUGGAAAUACGUACCAUCCAAACUGAAUGCUGCAGACAUUCUUAGUAGAGGUGUAGAUGCUGAAGCACUUUUGACAGAGAAAUGGCUGAAUGGACCUGAAUUUGUGACACAUGAUGAAACCGAAUGGCCGAAGCAGACCAUUGACAUGGACAAUACUGAGACAUCAGAACUGAAGAAGCCUUCUUCUCAACUAGAGAGGAAAUUCGUCAGUGGGAAAGAGAAUGUUCUUUGUGUAGACGACAAAAAGCCAAACCAGCGCAUCAGAUAA